Molecule: messenger RNA, 2798 nt
Organism: Pelodiscus sinensis (Chinese soft-shelled turtle)
Lineage: Eukaryota; Metazoa; Chordata; Testudines; Trionychidae
Gene: DDX51
Product: DEAD-box helicase 51
Molecular function (GO): nucleic acid binding; ATP binding
Source: RefSeq, a predicted model, not a curated record
GUGUGCGCGCGAGGGUGCCCAGCGCCGGAAGUGGAGGCGCGGGGCCAUGGCGCUCUUCCUCGUCAACAGAUACCUUGGUGAUGAGGAGGAGGAUGCUGAGGACCGAUCACAGGUCCUGUUAGAACGUCUGCGUGAACAAGCUAGAGCCAGGCAACUGAAAAAGCAGCAGCAAGUGCUUUUGUCUUCUGAUGAAUUAAAACAAAAGAAGACAGAAGAUGAACUCGAUCAGAAGCUCAGACACAGAGACUCUGAAUCUGAGUAUAACCAUAAAUCACAGAGAGAAACAAAGAAAAGGAAGAGAGGACACAGUGAUGAGGGUUCCCCUGGAGAAGGGGAAAAGAAGCUGAGGAAGAUCCACCAAAUUAGUAGUGAUUUUGAGAAGCCUUCACGAGGGUCAGAUUCUGGCCUACUUGGUGAGGCAGUCAAUGGGCACAUUCCAGCAAAGAAAAGAAAGAAAGAAAAUGGAAAAAAACCAAGUAUGUCUCAAAAGAAAAUUGAAACGGAACUUAAAGAAAACAGUAGACAACAGGAAAAUAAAAGUAAUUUGAAGAGAAACCAAACUGUGAAGGAGGAGGAGAGGGACAUACCAACAGAAGUGGAAACAAAUAGAGCUGAAAAUACCAAGAAAGAAAGUAGUGAAGAAGUUAAAGAGACUCAGAGCACAAAGAAGGAAGCAAGCAUACCUAUUCUGAAUGAAGAAGCAACAUUUCCACCCUCUAGUUUGUUGGUUCUUGGAGGGUAUGACAGAAAAUCAGUUCAAAAGGUUCAGCCUAUCUUACCACAGUGCCUGCUAAAAGAUAACUUAGUUCCAAUCCAGGAAGUCCCAGGAAUUCAUCCCAAACUGUUGAAGAAGCUGCAAAUAAAUGGAAUAGAGUCUUUUUUCCCAGUCCAGGGUGAGGUUAUUCCUGCUAUUCUAGAGAGUGUAUCCAGUGGCUUUUUGGUAGGGAGAGGAGGAUAUCAGCCCAGCGAUAUCUGUGUCUCGGCUCCGACGGGCAGUGGUAAAACACUGUCUUUUGUCAUCCCAGUGGUACAGGCUCUGUUAGAACGAGUGGUUUGCCAGGUGCGAGCCCUGGCAGUUUUGCCUACCAAAGAACUGGCACAGCAGGUGAGUAAAGUAUUCAACAUCUACACUGAUGGGACAGGUCUGAAGGUUGUUUUGGUUACUGGGCAGAAAUCUUUCGCGAAGGAGCAGGAGACUCUUGUCCAAAGAACAGAGAUGGGUUACUGCAGUCUGGCUGAUAUCAUUGUGGCCACACCUGGACGACUGGUGGAUCACAUCGAUCAGACUCCAGGAUUUAGCUUGAGACAACUUCGCUUUCUGAUUAUAGAUGAAGCUGAUCGUAUGAUAGAUGACAUGCACCAGAACUGGUUGCAUCAAGUAGUAAAAGCCGUGUUCCGAGCCGAAGAGAACUCUGGCCCCAACAUGCUUUUCCAGAGGACGGAACCGGGAUCCAUAACAGCAGCCAGCACCUGCUGUCCCCAGAUACCACUGCAGAAGUUGCUGUUCUCCGCCACACUGACUCGGAAUCCAGAGAAACUGCAGCAGCUGGGCUUGUACCAGCCUCGCCUCUUCACAUCUGUCUACUCUGAGAAACAAGCCAUCGCAGCUGGGACAGACACAGAACAGGAUGCUGAGAAGAAAUACUCCUUGCCUGAGGGGCUUUCGCAAUAUUAUAUACCAUGUAACCUGAAUUCGAAGCCUUUGUUCCUCUUGUAUUUCAUGCUGAGAAUGAAAUUCACCCGGGUGCUGUGUUUUACCAACUCCAAGCAGGCUUCCCACAGGUUGUUCUUACUGAUUCAAGCCUUUGGUGGAGUGAAAGUAGCUGAGUUCUCUUCCUGGCUGACGCCAAGUGAAAGACAGAGGACCCUGAAGGAGUUUGAGCAGGGGAAGAUACAGUUGUUGAUCAGCACAGACGCAACUGCACGAGGGAUUGACAUUAAAGGAGUGAAGUGUGUGAUAAACUAUGAUGCCCCUCAGUUCAUCAGGACUUACAUUCACCGAGUUGGAAGAACAGCUGGGGCUGGGAAGGCGGGGUUAGCAUUCACCAUGCUUUUGAGAGUGCAGGAAUGGAAGUUUUUGAAGAUGCUGAGGGAUGCUGGCUCCCCAGAACUAGAGAAGCAGCUGGUGAAGAGCGAAUACUUAAAGCCCCUGUUGCAGCAGUAUGAGGAGGCACUGUCCAAGCUUCAGAAAACUGUUAAGGAUGAGCGAGCACAGAAACGAGCAUGAGACAGCCCAGGAGAAAAGACUGGUGUUUAUUUUCCAUGGCACUGAAAUCCAGCCGGAACUGGCUGUGUUUUUCCUGUUCGUGGCAAGUGUUGGGGUAACAGUGCAGCUCCAGAGCUGAUGGAUUAACCGCCCAACCUUCCUAGUCCAAAAGCUAAAUUCUUGCCUUGCUCAUAGGCAUUGUGGACCCUGAGGAGUCUUAUAGUCCACGUCUAUUCUGAGAAAACUGGCAACAAAGCUUGGCUCUCAGCUUGAAUAAAUAUCCUUUGAAAGGGAACUUUCUCUCCUGUCCUUCUGAUGUAUUUAAAGCCACCAGCAGUAAAUAGAACUUUCUUAGAGUGCACUUCUGAAGGAGAUUCCAGGUAUCAAUCUUCAUGUGGCCAGGCCCUUCUUGGCUUUUCUUGUGGAUCAUUUUGCAGAGACAAUCGUUUGCACUGCCUUGCUGCAGACACAGCAAAGUGCAUCAAAAGCUGUCAUGUGCGAGUGCUAAUGUUUCAAGAAUUGUUUGAAGCGGGGGCAGGAGUAGAGAACGGGACAGAUUAAAAUUUUAAAUAAAGAGUAACUUUAUAAAACA